Messenger RNA from Rhopalosiphum maidis (corn leaf aphid), 665 nucleotides. Its product is annotated as histone H3. The coding region runs from base 27 to 437 and encodes 136 amino acids. NCBI's taxonomy places the organism in Eukaryota, Metazoa, Arthropoda, Insecta, Hemiptera, Aphididae. The record is from RefSeq and is a predicted model, not a curated record. Gene Ontology annotation, cellular component: nucleosome. The transcript has a single exon. Gene Ontology annotation, molecular function: protein heterodimerization activity; DNA binding; structural constituent of chromatin.
CUAAUCGUACACAAACGAAUUCAACAAUGGCCCGUACCAAGCAGACAGCCCGCAAAUCUACCGGAGGUAAGGCUCCCAGGAAGCAGUUGGCCACCAAAGCCGCCCGUAAGAGCGCACCCGCCACCGGAGGAGUGAAGAAACCCCAUCGUUACCGUCCGGGAACAGUCGCUCUCCGUGAAAUCCGUCGUUACCAGAAGAGCACGGAGCUGUUGAUCCGCAAAUUGCCGUUCCAACGUCUGGUGCGUGAAAUCGCCCAGGACUUCAAGACCGACUUGCGUUUCCAGAGCUCCGCCGUCAUGGCGUUGCAGGAAGCCAGCGAGGCCUAUUUGGUCGGUCUUUUCGAAGACACCAACUUGUGCGCCAUCCACGCCAAACGCGUCACGAUCAUGCCAAAGGAUAUCCAACUUGCCCGUCGUAUCCGCGGAGAACGCGCCUAAUCUUUAGUUCAAUACACCACCAUUCCAUUAAAACGGCCCUUUUCAGGGCCAUCACACAUUUCGUAUUUCGCUUUUAUUAUGCAUAACCGCCCUUUACCGUGACCUUUAACACUGAUUUUUUACAACAUAGUAGGCCAUAACAAAUCGACAAUAACUGUGUAGUGUUGUACUUGUCUCCAUCACACAUUAAGAUUUAUACUAUAGGUACGACUUUAACGUGUGUGUUAG